UGUGUUUAGAACAACAAUGGAACACUGCAAGAUAGAGUUCGGUACUGUUAUGAAAAAGGAAUGUUUUCAUUUUGAGGAGGGAUAUACGUAUAUCAAUCAUGGGUCUUAUGGAGUAGUACCUACAAAAAUCAGGGAUAAACAAAAACAAUUAUUGGAUGCUCUGAAUGAUAACCCUGACGUGUUCUACCGACGGAUACUCGUUCAACUGUUCGGCAGGGCUAUAGAAGCUGCUGCAAAGUUUCUAGGGGCAGAUCCAGCAAACUUGGUGUUUGUGCAAAAUGCCACAACAGGCGUAAACAGCGUCUUGAAAGCAUUCCCUUGGCAGAAAGGUGACGAGAUUUUGGCGACAGUUUAUACGUAUAAAGCAGUUGAAUAUGCUUGUCGAAAGGCAGCCGAGUUUUCAACAGGAGGACACAUCCAUCAGUUUGAUAUACGCUUCCCGAUCAAUGACGAUUCAGAGGUUGUUGACAGCAUGACAUCAUAUCUGGACAAGCAUCCCAAAAUCAAACUUGUGGUUUUAGACCAUAUAACAAGCCCAACAGCUCUGGUGUUCCCAAUUAAGAAAAUGAUAGCGGAAAGUAGAAAGCGAGGGGUUAUGGUGUUGAUAGACGGUGCACAUGCACCAGGACAAUUGGAGAUAAAUUUAGAAGAACUUGAUCCGGACUUUUACACAGGAAACUUUCAUAAGUGGGUGUUUACACCACGAGGAUGUGCAAUUCUCUGGAUUCGUAAGGAACAUCAGGAUUGGUGCACUCCUCUUGUGACGUCACACAUGUACAAAAAGGGUAUUCAGUUGGAAUACUGUAUUCAAGGGACACGUGAUGACAUUCCGUACUUCUGCGUACCAGAAGCUAUUCAGUUUUACAAAGACGUUGGAGGAAUGGAAAAAAUAAACAAAUAUGCCAGAAACCUUUUGGAUAAAGCCAGUGCGUUGAUAGCAGAGAGAUUGGGGACAGAGAUGCUGCAGAUCCCGAAGUCAAUGGAAGCCCCCGGAAUGAGACUUGUAUUAUUACCGGAAUAUGAAGGCUAUGAUAAAACUUGGGAAGGAUCGGAGAAACUGUACAUGGACAUCAUGAAUCAACAUAAAAUAAACUGUGUUAUUUAUCCAGUACAGAGUGAACUCUACUUGAGGCUUUCUGCCAAUAUCUACAACGAAAUGGAGGACUACAUAAAAAUAGCUGAUCUUCUGAGAAAACUACCUAAGAAAAGUUAACAGUUCUGAGCAAUUGACGUUAACAUUAAACGUACAUUGUACAGCUCAGCGCGUGUAAACUAUGGUAAAAAUUUCUAUAAUCCUAAUCAUCCCGAAUAUAUAUACUCGUUUACUUUAUACUUUGCCAGAGUUGUGCAUGUUCUCUGUAUCUCAGGGAUAGUGAUAGGACCUUUAAAUUAUCUUAAGUCGGGAACUUGGUAGAUACAUUUUGCACCGUGUUUCCUCUCCAUGUUGUGAGCCAAGUGUCUUAUAGUAUUGAGAUUACUCUCCACUGGUGACAAAUAUGAUAAAUAUCAACGUUCAGAUGGGGAUCAGACUGACCGGACGUGCCUGAUUUCAGCAUCGACAUUCAAAUGUAAAACUGAAAAUAUAUGGAUUUGACAGAGUUUCGGCAUCAAAAGUAAAGCAUUUUUUUAACAAUAAAAAAAAGUUUGGUUU
Messenger RNA from Saccostrea echinata, 1651 nucleotides. RefSeq lists its product as uncharacterized. The coding region runs from base 17 to 1213 and encodes 398 amino acids. The record is from RefSeq and is a predicted model, not a curated record. Lineage: Eukaryota; Metazoa; Mollusca; Bivalvia; Ostreida; Ostreidae. The transcript is spliced from 7 exons.